AUGUGGAUUCGUAGACGAUCUCCCAUGAAUAAAGAGUUCCAAAGAUCUCGUAAAAAAUCUAAAUUUAAUUAUUACUUAAUUAAUGAUUGGUUUCAGAAUGCUAUUUAUAGUGGCGCCCUUAAAGCCGCUGACAAAGGAAAUGCCACCGCCGUCCUUAACACCGAGGACUACCAGGACAAGAUCCAAGAAUUGUUAGAACCCGAUAUCUACAGGUCCCUAACUAAAGAUCCAACUGCGAAAAUUCUGCGAGAGACAUACAGACUCAUCAAAGAUUCGCCAAUCUUACCCGAGAUACAACGCACCAUAAAGAAAUCAGAAGCUCUCCCUCCUAGACUCUAUGGACUAUCGAAGCUCCACAAGUCUAGAGUUCCCCUUCGACCAAUUGUAAGCGCCAUUGGUUCACCGACAUAUGAAGUCUCCAAGUACAUCACGGGUCUUCUGAAACCAUUUAUUGGAUUAUCAUCAUCUUUCAUUAGAGAUUCCAGUGACUUCGUUCAAAAAAUCCAGUCAAUUUCUCUCCAGCUAUCCGAUUUGCUCAUAAGCUUCGACGUUGUCUCACUCUUCACAAAAGUCCCAGUUGAAGAUGCACUACAGCUGAUUACUCCACUUUUCCCUCCCGACAUCGCAGCCCAUUUCAAGCACGUCCUGACGACCACUUAUUUAAAGUGGAACACAAAAUUCUAUGAACAACGGGAUGGAGUUGCCAUGGGCAACCCCUUAAGCCCUGUCGUCGCUAAUUUCUACAUGGAGUUCUUCGAACAGAAAGCCCUUGCCUCCGCCACAAAGAAGCCCGAGGUUUGGUUCCGAUACGUUGAUGACACUUUGCGGUGUGGAGCCAUGGAGAAGAAGACCUGCAGUUGUUUCUUCAACAACUGA
Messenger RNA from Uloborus diversus, 876 nucleotides. RefSeq lists its product as uncharacterized. Lineage: Eukaryota; Metazoa; Arthropoda; Arachnida; Araneae; Uloboridae. The transcript is spliced from 2 exons. The record is from RefSeq and is a predicted model, not a curated record. The coding region runs from base 1 to 876 and encodes 291 amino acids.